AUGAAGAGGUUGAUCCAGCGAGCCAUGGAACUCGGCGUCCCCGUCACAACUUCGAAGGUGGCUUCGAGAGCUGGCUCACCGCAGCAACGACCUGAAGUGGUUACGAGUUUGGCUCAGGCACAAGCAAUUGUGGAAGCGGCAGCUGCUGCAGCUGGUCCUUCUGGUAUCAGCUCACAGCCGAGUACGAAAUCGGAAAAGAGAGAAAGAGGAUCAAGGCCUACCACAAAAGCUUCGCGUGACUCAGCCGCUGCUUCUCCUGCUCCUGAAGAUUCAAAGGCAGCAGCAGAACCUGUUGCUAAACGAAGCUCGGCAUCAGAAGCUGCUACUCCAGAAACAGCCUCCAAAGCGGUGGCUACAGUACAUCCGGUGCCGGUAACGCCGAUCUCUCAAACAACCGAAGCUCUGUCGCGUGCAUCCAGACCUGCAAAAGCAUCAGAGAACCGGCCGGAGACCAGUGACGCUGCUCGGGAGAGUAAGUUGCGCGAAGAUGAAUCCGCUCAGGAUGCUGACUCGCAGUCUUCAGCUGGCACUCCCGGCCCAGCUGGAAGUAUCGCAGCACAGCUAGCCGGGAGUCGGACGCCAUCCUCACCAAGAUCCACAGCCAUACCGUCAGAUGAUCGCUUUCCACGCGGGUUGCCCAAUAACGCACCGGUUAUUGUUAUCGUUGGAGGUCCAGGAUCAAAUAAAGCUGAGAUUGCCCGGCGCAUUGCAAAAAAAUACGAUGGUUUUGUAUUAUUCAGCAUGAGCGAUUUACUAAGGAAGGAAGUAGAAGCGAAUGCAAAUGAUGAACUCUGGCAACGAAUUAAGAAGAAAAUGGACCUUGGAGAACCGAAGAUUUGUCGCGAACUACUGUAUUCGGCAUUAUACGGUGUGGGCAGCACAAGCUGGGGCUAUGUUGUCGAAGGUUAUCCGCGAGCACAAAAUCAAAUUGUCGAUUUUGAAAAUCAGGUACUGUUUACUUGA
Gongylonema pulchrum is the source of this 963-nucleotide messenger RNA. The record is from the annotation of a GenBank genome assembly. Lineage: Eukaryota; Metazoa; Nematoda; Chromadorea; Rhabditida; Gongylonematidae.